UGACGGCGGCGGCGCCCCUGGCCCGGCAGCGCCGAGGCCGCUUCGCCAGGGAGCCCGCGGCCGGCGGCGGCCGGGCCAUGAAGAGCGGUCGGGGACGGGCCGGGCCUCGCUGACCCCGGCCCCGCGCGGCGGCCUCCCCCGCUUCCGCCCCGCCCUCUCGGCAUGAGCGUCCGCCCGGGCCCGGGGCCGCAGCUGCCCCAGUCCGGCGGCCCACGGGCGCGCUCCGGGCCGGCGGGCCCGCGGUGCUGAGCCCGGCCCGCCGCGUUGCGCUGCCCGCCCGUCCGCUGCAUGCCCCGGGGGCGCGGCCAUGGAGGUGGUGGGCGACUUCGAGUACAGCAAGAGGGACCUCGUGGGACACGGGGCCUUCGCCGUGGUCUUCCGGGGGCGGCACCGCCAGAAAACUGAUUGGGAGGUAGCUAUUAAAAGUAUUAAUAAAAAGAACUUGUCAAAAUCACAAAUACUGCUUGGGAAGGAAAUUAAAAUCUUAAAGGAACUUCAGCAUGAAAAUAUUGUCGCACUCUAUGAUGUUCAGGAAUUACCCAACUCUGUCUUUCUGGUGAUGGAGUAUUGCAAUGGUGGAGACCUGGCAGAUUAUUUGCAAGCUAAAGGAACUCUGAGUGAAGAUACUAUCAGAGUGUUUCUGCAUCAGAUUGCAGCUGCCAUGCGAAUUCUGCACAGCAAAGGAAUAAUCCAUAGGGAUCUCAAACCACAGAACAUCUUGCUGUCUUACGCCAAUCGCAGGAAGUCGAGUGUCAGUGGUAUUCGCAUCAAAAUAGCGGAUUUUGGUUUUGCUCGUUACCUGCAUAGUAACAUGAUGGCUGCAACUCUGUGUGGGUCCCCAAUGUACAUGGCUCCUGAGGUUAUUAUGUCUCAACAUUAUGAUGCUAAGGCAGACUUGUGGAGCAUAGGAACAGUGAUAUAUCAGUGCCUAGUUGGAAAACCACCUUUUCAGGCCAAUAGUCCUCAAGACCUAAGGAUGUUUUAUGAAAAAAACAGGAGCUUAAUGCCUAGCAUUCCCAGAGAAACAUCACCUUAUUUGGCUAAUCUCCUUUUGGGUUUACUUCAGAGAAACCAAAAAGAUAGAAUGGACUUUGAAGCAUUUUUUAGCCAUCCUUUUCUUGAGCAAAUUCCAGUAAAAAAAUCCUGCCCGGUUCCGGUGCCUGUGUAUGCUGGCUCUGUCUCUGGAAGCUCCUGUGGCAGCUCUCCAUCGUGCCGUUUCGCCUCUCCACCAAUGAGGACCCAAACUAAGGCAACGGUAGGAAAGGAGAAGAGGGGCCAGUCCCUUCCAGAUAUGCAGCAUAUUCAGGAAGAAAACUUAUCCUCCCCACCAUUGGGUCCUCCCAACUACCUACAAGUGUCCAAAGAUUCUGCCAGUACUAGUAGCAAGAACUCUUCUUGUGACACGGAUGACUUUGUUUUGGUUCCACACAACAUCUCGUCAGACCACUCAUAUGAUAUGCCAGUGGGAACUGUUGGCAAACGUGCUUCAAAUGAGUUCUUGAUGUGUGGAGGGCAGUGUCAGCCUGCUAUGUCGCCUCACAGUGAAACAGCACCAAUUCCAGUUCCUACUCAGAUAAGGAAUUAUCAGCGCAUAGAGCAGAAUCUGACAUCUACUGCUGCCUCUGGCACAAAUCCGCAUGGUUCUCCAAGAUCUGCAGCGGUACGAAGGUCUAACACCAGCCCUAUGGGCUUCCUCCGGCUGGGAUCCUGCUCCCCGGCACCAGCAGACACAGUACAGACAGUUGGACGAAGACUCUCGACUGGGUCUUCCAGGCCUUAUUCACCUUCCCCUUUGGUUGGUACCAUUCCUGAGCAAUUUUGUCAGUGUUGCUGUGGACAUCCUCAGGGCCAUGAAUCCAGGAGUAGAAACUCAUCAGGUUCUCCAGUGCCGCAGGCUCAGUCACCACAGCCUCUCUUACUGGGGGCUAGACUGCAGAGCGCCCCCGCUCUCACCGACAUCUACCAGAACAAGCAGAAGCUCAGAAAGCAGCACUCGGACCCCGUGUGCCCGCCCCACCCCGGGGCUGGCUACAGCUGCUCGCCUCAGCCCAGUCGGCCUGGCAGCCUUGGGACCUCUCCCACCAAGCACUUGGGGUCCUCUCCUCGGAGUUCUGACUGGUUCUUUAAAACUCCUCUACCAACAAUUAUUGGCUCUCCUACUAAGACCACAGCUCCUUUCAAAAUCCCUAAAACGCAAGCAUCUUCCAACCUGCUAGCCUUGGUUACUCGUCAUGGGCCUUCUGAAGAGCAGUCUAAAGAUGAGAAUGACCCACGGGAAUGCUCUCAUUGUCUCUUAGUACAAGGAAGUGAGAGGCAGAAGUCUGAGCAACAGAACAAGGCAGUGUUUGGCAGAUCUGUCAGUACUGGGAAAUUAUCAGAUCAACAAGUAAAGACACCUUUAGGUGGACGUCAGGGCAGCACGGAUAGUUUAAAUACAGAACGACCAAUGGAUAUAGCCCCUGCAGGAGCCUGUGGUGUUGUGCUGGCGCCUCCUGUAGGAACAGCAGCAAGUUCCAGGGCUGUCCUGUUCACUGUUGGAUCUCCUCCACACAGUGCCACAGCCCCCACUUGUACCCAUAUGGUCCUUCGAACAAGAACAACCUCAGUGGGCUCCAGCAGCUCCGGAGGUUCCCUGUGCUCUGCGAGUGGCCGCGUGUGUGUGGGCUCCCCGCCUGGGCCGUGCCCGGGGUCUUCCCCUCCGGGAGCAGAGACAGCUCCCAGCCUGAGAUACAUGCCUUAUGGUGCUUCACCUCCUAGCCUAGAGGGGCUCAUCACCUUUGAAGCCCCUGAACUGCCAGAGGAGACACUGAUGGAGCGAGAACACACAGACACCUUACGCCACCUGAAUGUGAUGCUGAUGUUCACUGAGUGUGUGCUGGACCUGACAGCUGUGCGAGGAGGGAACCCAGAGCUGUGCACGUCUGCUGUCUCCUUGUACCAGAUCCAGGAGAGUGUGGUUGUGGACCAGAUCAGCCAACUGAGCAAAGACUGGGGGCGGGUGGAGCAGCUGGUGUUAUACAUGAAAGCAGCGCAGCUGCUGGCAGCGUCUCUGCAUCUCGCCAAAGCCCAGAUCAAGUCUGGGAAGCUGAGCCCAUCCACAGCUGUGAAACAAGUUGUCAAAAAUCUGAAUGAACGAUAUAAAUUCUGCAUCACCAUGUGCAAGAAACUUACAGAAAAGCUGAAUCGUUUCUUCUCUGACAAACAGAGAUUUAUUGAUGAAAUCAACAGCGUAACUGCAGAGAAACUCAUCUAUAAUUGUGCUGUAGAAAUGGUUCAAUCUGCAGCCCUGGAUGAGAUGUUUCAGCAGACUGAAGAUAUUGUUUAUCGCUAUCAUAAAGCAGCCCUUCUUUUGGAAGGCCUCACUAAGAUUCUCCAGGACCCUGCAGAUAUUGAAAAUGUACAUAAAUAUAAAUCUAGUAUUGAAAGAAGAUUGUCAGCACUCUGCUAUAGCGCCUCAACCAUGUGAGCGGCAGCAGGCUUGUCCCAUGGACCAGUAUGAGGGGAGACGGCUGGGAGUGUAGCUUGGAUUCUGUCGUCCCAUCCCCAGGAAACUGAAGUUUCUUACCUGGUGACUACCAAAGAGCAAGCAGUGAUUUCAAAAAGGAAAAACAACCCAAAAACUACAUAUUUGUAGGAAAUCUGCCUUAUCGGAGAAGCUACCCCUUCCCUCUUUCUUUGUAGAAGCAGACACAAGAGUAUUCCACUUGGCUCUCAGUUUGAACUUGGUAAAUAAAUGCACCUUAGAACUAGAAUUAUCAGUACAGUUAUUCUUAAGGAUAAUUAAGAAGGAAACAAAGUGAGUGGCUCUUCACUCAGUUUACCAGAGCAGUGUGUGAAAUUCCACGUGUUUACUGAGGUAUAAAAGUAAAAAAACCUACAUCUCAUCCAGGCAGUUUGAUAUGUGGGGUGAGUUUGUCUAAAUCUGAGCAUGCAUCCUUAACCACCUCAGGAAGAAAUAGCUUAAGAAGAAGCAAAAGAUGGCUCUUGGAAGAAAUUGUGAAAUCUUCAAUUUGAUCUAAUAUGGACACAUGUUAAUCUUCCAAAAUCUUUCAUAUUGCACUAAUUUAUUAAAACAACCGUGUGUUGGAUUUUGCAAUUUAAAACUAACUGCGGCACAAUGGACUUGUUUAAAAUAUUUUACUUGAUUAUAUACACGUACCCUUUCCAGAAUUCACAUGUAAUCUCUAGUGAACUUUUCAAUGGUAAAAACUUGUGUUCAUGUGAACCUUCGCAUUUUUUUAACCUAUUCAUCUACACUUGCAGAUCUUCUCAGCAAUAUUUUUGAGUUGCUGGUUGUUUGCUUUUGGUUGCAUUUUUUGUGCAUGUAGAAUGUGCAUUGAUGCCUGUGACCUCUAGGUUUAUUAAAGGCUGGGUUUGUUUGGGCAGUGUUAGAAAAAAUAUCAGUCAAGAGAUUCUCUCAAGAAUUUUAAUAGGGCCAAAACAAAGUUGGUGAUCUGAAGGCUUGUUAGUGAUGUGGAGUUUCUACAUGAAGUUAGUGAAAAAUGAGGUUUGUUUUCUAUUAGGAAAAUGGGCAGCUCUCUUCAGCCUAAUGUGUAUUUUUCAUGUUAAUCCUGACAGUUCACCAAACAGCUAGUCAUGGAGAAUGCAGGCAGUUAACAUCCCUCCAGAAAUGGUUCCUACAUUGUAUAUUACUUGGUUUCUUUUACUUACCUGCUUGAAUACUUGAAUAAACCAUUCUCCAGUUUUAAUCUUUUUACUUUAAUCCCUUUAGGUAAUAUAAUCUGAACUCGGACGAAUUGCACAGAAACUCUUUGGCAUUAAUCUAAUUUUAGUGUACUGAUAAAAACAAAAUAUGGUUUUCCUUUACUUUGACAAAGUAAUGUAAUUUUUACCUUAUUUAUCUCUAUGAAAUUCCAGCAAUUAAUUUGAACAUUUAUUUAUAUGAUGUUUGUAUUUUUAGGUCUUUAAUACAGUGUUUCUACCUCUCAUUUGUAACUGCAUGCAUUAUUCUUGAAACUAGGUAAAACUCACUGAAUUGUUGUGUAAUAACCUUUUUAUUAUUGCCUGUACAGAUGUAUAUUAAGGUAAAAUAAAACUGACAAAGUGUUUCUAGGGUAAAGCUGGGUCCGUAUUACGUGGCUUGUCAGGCCAGGUCCUUCCUUAGUGAGUUUGGAGGUUUGGUCAUUAAUAUCCUUUGUCCUGUCCCCAGGAUUUCAGAUUCUCAGUGACUGUCACGCAGGCUGCCAGGAAUGUAGACUUUAGUGAGGGUUCCUACCCCUCCCUGCAGGAGUUCGAACCACUAUUGUUAGUGAUAUUCUAUUUUGUAUAAUUUUUUCGAGUAUACAGGGUGAUUUCCUUUAUGUUCUCUCAGAUAUCACCCGUGUUUUCUCAGUGGAGCCUCCAAGGGGCUGGGUUCAUUCUGGCCCCUCCUCCCCUCCCAUUUUUUUUUAAACACAGGAUGAAACAGGUUCACAGUAAGUGAUUGAUCUGAAGUCAGGUGACUAAGGAAGUGGUUAAGCCAUGCUUUGUGACUUCCAAGUUCAUUCUUCCUCUUGUGUAAUAAAGGUCUGUGGUAGAUCGUAUGUGUGAAACCGUGAAGUCUGAACAACAGAGGAGAACAAACUGUGAAUUCAUGAAUAAUGGUUCUGAUUAUACUUCCAUUAUCAAGGCCAGUUGUUUUAAGAGAGUUUGCCUUGAUUAUAGCAAUAAUAAACAAAUGCUUUAUGUUUCCACGA
Diceros bicornis minor is the source of this 5696-nucleotide messenger RNA. RefSeq names its product unc-51 like autophagy activating kinase 2 (gene ULK2). Lineage: Eukaryota; Metazoa; Chordata; Mammalia; Perissodactyla; Rhinocerotidae. Gene Ontology annotation, molecular function: ATP binding; protein serine/threonine kinase activity. Gene Ontology annotation, biological process: autophagy; axon extension; protein autophosphorylation. The transcript has 28 exons. The record is from RefSeq and is a predicted model, not a curated record. Gene Ontology annotation, cellular component: cytoplasm; autophagosome. The coding region runs from base 308 to 3466 and encodes 1052 amino acids.